AUGCUCGACUCCGGAUUAGAGCGCUUCAUUCCGGAGAAGACAUGGCCAGUAGGGAAACCGCUGGAAGCGGAAAUGCUGGCGCCGGCAAAAGCUCUGGACCGUCCGACACUGGUGCUCGUAGCCGACGAGGAAUCCUUGCAAUGGAAAACAUUGAAUACUCUGACGUAUUCGGUGGGUUUGCGGGUUUUUGCUGACAGCGACCCACUGCAUCCACUCUGGAACAACGUGAAAAGCAGCAUCAAGAAGGCUGGCCUGGGAUCGGCGCUUCUCAAAGCAACUCUCAUGAGCCACACGGACCACUCUCCGUUUGACUCGGGUGUCAACUUGGUCACCAAGGCUGAAGCAGCUGAAUUAUGGAUAGAACGUUGCUCACGAGAGCAGUUUCUUGAACUGCAAGAAAACAUGGCGUUCGACAGAGGUUGCAAGGUCACGGAUUCGGGGAAUGUCCCCGGCAGUCCACAAGAGCUGCUAUGCGAGAGUGCAGUGACAACACGUGGGAUUUACGUGCUGUCCUCAGUCUGUGCGGUGACGUGUUUUUAG
This is a messenger RNA of Symbiodinium sp. CCMP2456, 540 nucleotides long. Lineage: Eukaryota; Dinophyceae; Suessiales; Symbiodiniaceae. The record is from the annotation of a GenBank genome assembly.